This is a messenger RNA of Archocentrus centrarchus (flier cichlid), 7760 nucleotides long. RefSeq names its product semaphorin-5B-like. Gene Ontology annotation, biological process: positive regulation of cell migration; axon guidance; semaphorin-plexin signaling pathway. Gene Ontology annotation, cellular component: plasma membrane. The coding region runs from base 213 to 3494 and encodes 1093 amino acids. The record is from RefSeq and is a predicted model, not a curated record. The transcript has 23 exons. Gene Ontology annotation, molecular function: semaphorin receptor binding; chemorepellent activity. NCBI's taxonomy places the organism in Eukaryota, Metazoa, Chordata, Actinopteri, Cichliformes, Cichlidae.
GCAGAGCCCACAGCUGUGGACAGCCGAUCUGCACUGAAUCCUGCAUCUGUCUCCGAACCCACGCAGCUUCACCCACCGGGGGGAUCCUGUGAUGACUCAAAGGUGAAAGCUCGGGGAUCCGUGCCACUCAUUCGUCAUCCGAAUCUAUCUGGUGGUAAUGGUGAACUAGUGAUUCCUGAGGACCUGAUUGAAGACUGGAUGUGGUUGUAACUAUGGUAACAUCAGGGUGGAGGGUGUGGGCCCUCUCCCCCUGUGGCCUUGUGCUGGUCAUCUUUUUAUCCAUGUGUCUGUCCCAGGAGCCUCACAUCAAACCUGCAGACUGCAGCAGAAAGGAGCAUCCUAUUGUUUCCUUCCAAGCUCUGAGGUCUUGGGUGUCUGAGUUCACACAUCCCGAAGUAAAGGACUUCUCCCAGCUUGCUAUGGACCUGAGAAGAAACCAGCUCAUUGUAGGAGCAAGAAAUUUCCUGUUCAGACUGAGUUUGAAUAACACCUCGCUCAUACAGGCAACCGAAUGGGCGUCCGAUGAAGACACAAAGCGUUCGUGUCAGAGCAAAGGCAAAUCUGAGGAUGAAUGCCAAAACUAUAUACGGGUUUUGCUGAUAAGCGGAAGGACACUCUUUACGUGUGGGACCAAUGCCUUCACCCCUGUCUGCAUAACCAGGCAGAUUUCUAACCUCAGUCAGGUGCUGGACACAGUGAACGGUGUCGCCCGAUGUCCCUAUGAUCCGCGCCACAACUCCACCGCCAUGAUCACAGAAAAGGGCGAAUUGUAUGCUGCCACGGUGAUUGAUUUCUCUGGACGUGACCCGGUCAUCUACAGGAGCCUGGGCAACAUGCCACCCCUGCGCACCGCCCAGUACAACUCCAAAUGGCUCAACGAGCCUCAUUUUGUGUCCGUUUACGAGAUCGGCCGUUUUGCGUACUUCUUCCUGAGAGAGACUGCUGUGGAAAAUGACUGUGGGAAGAUGGUGUUUUCUCGAGUGGCUCGGGUCUGUAAGAACGAUAUGGGCGGACGUUUUCUAUUGGAGGACACCUGGACCACCUUCAUGAAGGCUCGCCUCAACUGCUCACGCUCAGGAGAAAUCCCCUUUUACUACCACGAGCUGCAGAGCACCUUCUACUUACCCGAGCAAGACCUGAUUUAUGGCAUCUUUACCACUAAUGUGAACAGUAUAUCAGCUUCUGCUGUUUGUGCUUUCAAUCUGAGCUCCAUCACCCAAGCCUUCAACGGACCAUUUCGCUACCAGGAGAACCCCCGCACUGCGUGGCUGUCCACCCCAAACCCUAUUCCCAACUUUCAGUGUGGCACAUUAGAGGAGGGCGGCGCUGGGGGAAACCUGACAGAGCGCAGCCUCCAGGAUGCCCAGCGACUCUUCCUCAUGAACGACGUGGUCCAGCCAGUCACCGUCAACCCCCUGCUCACCCAGGACAACCUGCGCUUCUCCAAGCUGGUGGUGGAUAUCGUUCAGGGCCGACAGGCUCUCUACCAUGUCAUGUACAUCGGCACAGAAUACGGCACCAUUCUGAAGGCUCUGUCCACAACCAAUAAAAGCCUGCAUGGCUGCUACCUGGAGGAGCUCAGGAUCCUCCCUGAGGGGAAAGCGGGGCCGAUAAAGAGUCUGCAGAUCCUCCACAAUGACAGAUCGUUGUUUGUGGGGCUUGAUGACAGAUUGGUGAAGAUCCCAUUAGAGCGCUGCUCCAGCUAUCCAACUGAACGCUCCUGCAUGGAGGCUCGGGACCCUUACUGUGGCUGGGAUCAUCAACAGAAGCGGUGCACCACCAUCGAGGAGAGCUCCAACAUGAAUCAGUGGACGCAGAACAUCACUGAAUGCCCCGUGAGGAACAUGACUCAGGACGGUGGUUUUGGUCCUUGGACGCCUUGGCAGCCCUGUAACCACGAUGAUGGCGAGGGCUCGGUUAGCAGCUGUGUGUGCCGGUCACGCUUGUGCGAUGGACCGGUGGCCAGAUGUGGAGGGUUUGAAUGCAAGGGCCCCACAAUCCAGGUGUCAAACUGUUCAAGGAAUGGCGGCUGGACUCCCUGGUCUUCAUGGGGCCAGUGCAGCAGCAGCUGCGGUAUCGGAUUUGAAGUGAGGCAGCGCUCCUGCAACAACCCCGCACCUCGCCACGGCGGUCGCAUCUGUGUCGGCCAGGGACGAGAGGAGAGGCUUUGCAAUGAGAAAAAACCAUGUCCACUGCCUGUACUGUGGACUGCGUGGGGACCCUGGGCUCACUGCAGUGCUGAAUGUGGUGGGGGGGUUCACUCCAGGACCAGAACCUGCGAAAACGGAAACAGCUGUACUGGAUGCUCUACGGAGUAUAAGGCCUGCAACCUGGAGGCUUGCCCUGAAGUUCGUCGCAACACCCCGUGGACCCAGUGGAUGCCCGUCAAUGUAAGUCAAGACGGCUCACGGCAGGAGCAGAGAUUCAGGUACACCUGCCGGGCACUUCUGCCGGACCCCCAGCAGCUCCAGUUGGGCAGGAAGAAGGUGGAGACCCGUUUCUGCCCCAAUGACGGCUCUGGAGCUUGCCAGACUGACUCUUUGGUUGAAGACUUAGUGAAGACAAGUGUCCGAACUUCAUCCCAGCCACAAGGUGCCCGAUGGGGAUCCUGGGAAACGUGGUCCAGCUGUUCCCAGCAGUGCUCCAGAGGCUUUCGAACCCGGAAGCGUAGCUGCUUGACGGCAGAGGGCAGGAUCAACCCGAGCGCCUGUGUGGGAUCCCCGGUGGAGUAUCAGGACUGCAACACUCAACCCUGCCCAGUGAAUGGAGCCUGGUCCUGCUGGUCCGCUUGGUCCCAGUGCUCGUCCAGCUGUGGAGGAGGGCACUACCAGAGGACUCGGGCAUGCAGCAGCCCGCCCCCUGCCAACGGAGGAGAUAUCUGCAUAGGCCUGCAUACUGAAGAGGCCCUUUGUAACAUACACGCGUGUGAGGGUUCGGGUGAAUGGACGGAGUGGGGGGAUUGCGACGAGGAGGGCCUGCAGCAUCGCACUCGUCGCUGCGAUGAGAACCAAGAGGCUGAGGUCAGUCUCUGCCAGGGUAACGUCACCCAGUCUAGGCCAUGCCAGCCUCACGAGGUGCCAGUCAUUUUGCCCGGUCAGGAGGAUCAGAGCUGUGGAACUUUUACCUUGUUCCAGUUGGUGGCCGUGGGCUUAGCCAGUUUCUUUGCUGCAGCCCUCCUGUCAGCUCUGGCCUUCACGUACUGUCACCACCUAAACCGACCGUCGGCAGAGUCAGCGGUCAUCCACCCGAGCACACCCAACCACCUCACGUACAAUAAGCAGGGCAACGCCACGCCAAAGAAUGAGAAGUACAUCCCCAUGGAGUUUAAGAUGCUAAACAAGAACAACAUUCAUGUGAACGACGAGACGUGCAACCACUUCCCCUCCCCGGUGCCCUCCGGAAAUAUGUUCACCACCACCACCUACUACCCGUCCGGUUUGAGCAAGUACGACUUCCACCCAGACUCACCCUGCAGGACCUACAUGCACAGCUGAGAGGAGGCCAGGCUUCAGCGAACAAACGCGCCCACCAUGAGGUGUUUGUCAUUCAAAAAUUGGAGCAAAGUCUUAAAUAGUAUUAAAGUAAAUGCCAAAAUGAUUUCUUUUAGAGUUGUUAGUGAGAUAUUAAAGACUUCAGCCCAAACGUGAAGCUGUAUAAACAAUUUGGUUGUGCUGUCUGAAGCUUGCUUAUAAUUCCCAAACUAUACUGCAAACAGAUUUGCAAGGACUAUUUCUUCUCUUUAAAGCCGUUCGGUGUGUCACAGCUCAAAGUAGUGUUAUUGGUACUUUAUUAUAUUUUGUGCAUGUCAUCACUGACGAGUUGCUAGAGCAUUAAGAUGUAAAAGAUUUAGAGCAUAGGCUGCUCAAAUGGGAAGUUGUGCACCAUCUCCCUGUACAAUUCUCACUGGAAAGAAAAUGCUUGUCACCCAGAUUCCCCACAGUCAGUCAACCUAGACUGUGUGAAGAUAAAAUAUAAUUUAUUCAGCCCACAUUUGGGAAAUAAUGUGAAACAAAAUAAGGUAAAAUGCAGGAAAAAGUAAAGCAAAGGUGAACCCAAAUGAGAGAAAGUUCAUAUAUACAGAAGUGCUACUGGGAUCACUGUAGGAAUUUCUUCAAAUGUUUAUAUUUUGACAGCACUUUCAGCGUCCCACAAAAGCCGGCAGGCUAGUUGUUUCCUCCCAUCCUUCACCGUGUAGUUCCCUGUUUUGUUAGAGCCAGAAUGAGAGGUGACUGGUUUACUGAUCGGGGAGACAAUGAGCCAAUCACCAUUAAGGAGCUGCGGGUGGGCAGAUCAGUCCGGUCCUUGUUUCAGAUUUCGUGCAUGCAUCUGUUUGUGAGCCACGAACACAGAGACGCGGGAAACCAAGACAACUUUUACCUCCCAGAGGAGGACCUCUUUUCCAUUUUUUUUUUUUUUUUUUUUUUAAGGCUUGUUUGUUCUCUGAUGAAACCAUCUACAGGGAUCCCCUUCUUCUUACUUCACCCUCCCCGAAGUGCUCUGGUUGUGCUCAGGGCACCAGAAAGCAGAACCCAAACCUCCAGGGCUUGAACUCCACUGACAUUCUGUGUAACUGAAUCCACUGGACUCUGGAGAGACUCUUACACUGGUUACGAGGCAUUUAUGCAAUUUUGGCCAGUAUGUUCUACAGACGGCUCGGACACUAAGUUUGUAAAGACUGAUAUCUAUAAUUAAAAAAAAAAAUCAGAUAAAUGAAGUGAUGGAACAUCUCUACUCUGAAUAAAGUUAAGAAAUUAACAAGGACUGGCAGCUUAUUUGCUUUAAUUUUCAUACUUAGCUGGGUAAACAAUGGACUCGAAGAGGACAUUUUUUGACACACUCGCCUGCGUACUGUACAUUGGUAAAAAUGCAUGUUUGCCGACUUUUCUAAAAGCAGAUUAAAUGAAUUGUUUUAGGGGUGUCCAUGGAUUUCACUGUUUGUAUUGGUAUCUCUAUCUGCUGAUUGAGCUAUGUAAACAUGUGGGGCACACCAGCCCGUUUUUAUAAGGUUACUGUUCAAAAAUCACCAAAAACAAUACAGCUGUUCAUGUAUGUUUCAACAGAAUGUGAAUAAUUCAUUAGUCAGUCUUAGACUUUUCAAAUGAAUAUUAAUUUCAUGCAACAAACUUUUUUUGUGAUUAACUUGCUUAUGCUGGUUUCAAGUAUCUACAUUUUUUUUUUAUUUAAUAAUGUACUGAAGUGACUGGGAAACAAGUGCUGCUCCAGAACAGGAAAAACAAAAAGAUUUUGCUUUGUCAGAAAUGUUCUGCAUAUGUGUAAAAUGUUAUAAAAUGUGCUGAACACUGGUAUUUUCAAUUAAGAAAGACUAUAAGUGUUUUUCCCUGCAUAUCUUAAUUCAAGUCAUAAUGAGUAAAUCUUUAAGCAGCUGGAAAAAAAUGCAUUAAAUUAGAUUAUCUGGCUUUUUCAUAUUAUUAUGGCUACUUCACUCUCUUUCCACUGUCCCAAAAAAAUUCACGUGUCACUUUACAUUCACUGGCCACUUUGUUAGGUACACCUAUUUGACUGCUUGUCAAAACAGAUAUGUAAUCAACCAAUCAAAUGGCAGCAACUUCAUGCAUUUAGGCAUCAGGACUUCAGCAGGUUCAAACUGAGCAUCAGGAUGGGGAAGAAAGGUGAUUUAAGUACUUUGAAUGUGGCAUGGCUGAGUAUUUCAGGCACUGCUGAUCUUUUGGGAUUUUCCUACCAACCAACCGGUGACAGCAGAUGACUGCCCCUCCCUGAGCCUGAUUCUGUCACCAAGUGCUUGCUCAUAGGGGGUUGUUUUGACUGUUGGGUUUUAUCUGUAUUAUUGUAGGGUCUUUGUUGUGAUUUGGCGCUAUACUGUACAAAUAAAGCCAAAUUGAAUUGAAUUGACCAUCUCAAAGGUUCACAGAGAAAGGUCUGAAAAACAGACAAUAACCAGUGAGCUGCAGUUCUCUGGGUGAAUCUGCCUUGUUGAUGUCAGAGGUCAGAGGAGAAUGGCCAGACUGCUUCAAGCUGACAGGAAAGCAACAGUAACUGAACACUCAUUAUAACCAACUUAUGCAGAAGAGUAUCUUUGAAUGCACAAACCAUGAUACCUCAAAGCGGAUGGGCUACAGCAGCAGAAGACCACACUGGGUGCCACUCCUGUCAGCUAAGAACAUGAAACUGAGACUACAGGUCACACAGGCUCACCAAAAUUGUACAAUAGACGAUUGGAAAAACAUUGCCUGGUCUAAUAAAAUUCAAUUUCUACUGUGACUUUCAGAUGGUGGGAUCAGAAUUAUGCUUUUAUCAAAUGUUCAGGCAGGAGGUGGAAUGGUGCGAAGGAAAUUUCUUCAGCACACUUUGUUUGAAUGCCACAGCCUACCUGAGUAUUGUUGCUGACCAUGUCCAUCCCUUUAUGACCACCCAUCUUCUGAUGGCUGCUUCCAGCAGGAUAAUGCACCAUGUUACAAAGUUUAAAUCAUCUCAAAUUGGUUUUUUUGAACAUGAAAAUGAGUUCUCUGUACUCAAAUGGCCUCCACAGUCACCAGAUCUCAGUCUAACAGAGCACCUUUUUGAUGUCGUGGAACAGUAGUCACAUCAUGGAUGUGCAGCCGACAAAUCUGCAGCAACUGUGUGAUGCUGUCAUGUCAACAUGGACCAAAAUCUGUGAGGAAUGUUUCCAGCACCUUGUUGAAUCGGUGCCAUGAAGAAUUAAAGCAGCUCUGAACCCAAAAAAGGGUCUGAAACGGUACCAGCAAGGUGUACCUAAUGAAGUGGUCGGUGAGUGUAAAUGAUGUCAGUCUACAGUUUUUCUCCUGAAGGUGGUGGGACAUUACUUGGAGAGCAUUGCAGAUACUUGUAUAUGUUUGUAUGAUAAUAUGUUUGUCAGAUAUUUGUUAUUUCUUUAAACCAUGGGUAAUUUUCCAUACAACAUGCCAAUUUUGAUUCUGUUUUUUUAAUAAUAUAUAAUAUAAUGUAAUAAAAUUCCUGGGGAAAUUAUUAGCUUAAAUAAAUAGGGGGAUGUUUGGCAGGGUUGCUCAAUUAAGUUUCCUCUGUUAUUGGAAUCUAGUCUGCAAAAUCUAAUUGGUAAUACCAAAAACACUCUGCACCCUUAAUCCCAAAUCAUAACAAAUUUGAACUGAAUUGUGUAAUUUUUUUUUUAAUCAAAAAUCUUUGCUGUAAAGUCUGCAUACAGGGGCUUUAAAUAAUGCUGAACCAUUCAUGCAAGUACAGAUAUUUUCUUGUUAAAUCCAAGCUAUGUGUUGUUAAUGAUUAGAUAAUCUGCGCAGUAAAAUGUGUAUUGCAUAUUUUGUGUCUCUGAUUUGUAAAUACCAAGAAAUGGAUGCACCUGUUUCUUUUUUUUUUUUACAUUGCAUGAAACAAAAAAGCCCCAAUAGAUCAAUAUGUGUGUUUAUAUACUUGCAUUACAAGUUACUGCAUGUACUGACAUUCUUUCAUGAAUAUACAGUCCAUGUUUGUGUAAAGUGUACAUAUGUUUGUAUGUAUUUAACCAAGAAAAUGGAAAUGUCUUUUUAAAAUUUGGGGUGUUGCUACCCUGUAUGCGGCAGAAAAAGUUGUGUUUUUGUAUUUAAAGGCCGCUUUGGUGUCAAAUCGGAUCCACAUCGGACACAAUAUAUCCUCAUAUUUUAAGAAAGGACCCCGAAAUGGAUUUGUUUUGCUCCCAAAAACACUUAUGUUAAAUAUGAUUGAUGUGAGUUAACACUGCCUUAUGGACACUGUGAACUUUUGCUACUCUAUAUUUUUCUAUAAUGUACACUGUAAAAACAACAAGA